AACUUUCAGCAACACCCCCUUUUUGGAAUGAUGGGAUUUUUCGAAGCGGGAAAGAACAUAGAACAUCUAUGGCACAACAAAAUAUUAUGGCAACAAAGUAAUCUUAGCGGAACCAAAACAAUUUAAAGAUACUACUGAACUUUCGUGAAAAUCGGUUGUAACAAAUGUCAAUUUAGGGAAAUAUAUUGUUUGACAAGACCACAGGCUCUCACAAGGAGAAUACACGGAUAUUCUAUUCUCCUCUCAAAUUAUAUUGAAUAAGAUGAAAUCUAGACGCACCCAAAAGUCUACAAAACCCAGUUUACAAGACCCCAAACUCGCUGAUAAGGGGCACAAGUCAGCCUCGAAGAGCCAUGUCAAACCACCAUGUGAAUCUUAUCCUGCCCAAAAAAAGCCUUUCACUGGGAAACUAUUCUACUUAGAUUUGCCAUCAAACAGAAGAGCAGAGACAUUAGAGAACGAUAUCAAAAGGUUUGGAGGGAUGGUGGAGAAGUUUUUCAGCAAGGAGAUCAAGUACCUGGUGUCUAAUAAGAGAGAGGCCAGGUAUGUGCAGUGUCAUGGCCGCGACUCACUUGUCCCAAGCCCUGACUCUGGGCACAGCUCCCCCCACCCUCGCCCCCAUCCCGGCAGCCACAGAGACAGCCUCAAAGGAAGCUCCCAUGGCCAGGCAAACAUGGUGGUCAUAAGCAGGGGCAAGUCUUUUGUGAAGAGAGUUGUAAAAGAGCAGGUGAGAAUACAGGUCAACGAGAUCCUGUCCAAUGCUCUGGAGUGGGGAGUGAAAAUCCUGUACAUUGACGAUGUAAUAGCUUAUAUUGAAAAGAAGAAAAGGAAUGUUAAGUAUACUGCUGAAAAGCCAACCGCAACCACAGCUGCUGUCAAGAAAAGUGCCAAAGGAGAACCUAUAGGAAAACCAGCCUUCCAGAAGUAUAAGGGUGGAAGGAUCCGUAAACCCUUUGUAAAGGUAGUGGACUCCAGCAGACAUUACCGUCCAAUUUAUCUGGCCAUGCCGAACAUGCCAGAGUUUAACCUAACGACAGCUCCCCCCUGCAGUCCAUUCUAUGUAGAGGACCAGGAACACUCUGGGAAGAGACCUAAAGUGCACGGGUGUCUCAGGAACCGAGGGGCGAGAGUGUCAGCCAGUGAGGAGAGGGGGCAGGACCGGGCCAGGAGGAACAGGGAGAAGAAACGUGGAGGCUACUGCGAGUGCUGCACGCUCAAAUACAACAACAUCAAAGCUCACCUGCGGAGUGAGCAGCACAAGGCCUUCUCCAGAAGUGAUGAGUACCUGGUGGUGGACAGGCUCAUCACCACACUGCCCUUCAACUUCAGUCACGUCAAAACAACACAAACUCCAACCACAAGGUCAAAGUACAGCAUAACCUCCCUGAUAUGUGUUCCUGGACCCAGCAUACAGAUGGAGGGAGGUGUGGAAACCAAAGAGCUGAAGGGGGGAUUAAUGUCCCUCUGGUCUACUACAGUGGAGCCCCCUCUCUCCCAGAGUGUGGAAAACCCCUUGGAACAGCCUCGGAAGCGCAGCCGAGGGGCCCCUGUUCCCCACAGCACCAGCGAGGGGGAGAAGAGGUGCUCUUACGUCCCAGACAGACCCCAUCCCAAGCACAGAUCCCUGUCCUGCAAACAACGCUGCCGACAGAGAUACCCGCGCAAGCAUCCCCAGAGGGCUGGGCUGAGUCAGACACCUGUGUCUAAUGCAGAAAUAGACCCUUCUACCCAUGACUCUGUCGCCAACCCCAGACUUUCCCAUCAGGGCCAGAGAACUCACACAGGCAAAGAUGGCCGCUCUUCAUUUAGUCACACAGAGGAUUUACAAUGUGGCGAUCCAGCUAGACGUGUGAAGGUCCCUUCCAGUCAGCACAAGGUGGCAGGGCCUUCAGAACACCACAAGCUCAGAGCUUUAGAGGAGAGGGAACUGAGUCAUGAUACGUUGGCUGGAGAUACUCUUCCCGGGAAUACUGGGGGUGUUCCGGAGCUCGAGGCAGGUGACACGGAGACACACACCCCUCCUCCUGCCAGGACGUUACAGAGGAGGGUCAGGGAUUACAGAAGGAAGAGAAGGAAAGUUGAGAAGCAGUGGACUGCUCAGGAGCAGGAAAAACCGAGCAAUGUUCCCAGCAGCUCUCUGCUGAACCUCUGGCAACUGUUCCACUCCAGUGAGGACAUGGAGUGUGAGUUCAGAGGCUUUCCCAGCUGUUCCACUCCAGUGAGGACAUGGAGUGUGAGUUCAGAGGCUUUCCCAGCUGUUCCACUCCAGUGAGGACAUGGAGUGUGAGUUCAGAGGCUUUCCCAGCUGUUUGACUCCAGUGAGGACAUAGACUGGGAGUUCCAGGCCUUCCCCAGCUAGGGGGGGGGGGGGUUAGGGUGACCCAGAAUCUUCCCAAUAUGAGCGCUAACCUGUUACGGACUCACCAUAUGAACUUAUUGUAUGACAGUUUCAUUGAGUGACAUAGCAGAUCUAUUUGGGAACCCAUUGACUGUGACUCUUUAAACCUAUGACUUCUAUAAAGGGAAUAGUUCCCUUCAGGUUGGGUGGGUGCUGGCGCAACACUGUUGUGUUGAUUUAACCAUGGCAGCUUUUAGUCUACCUGGCUUUUUUACCAUGACUGGUUUUAUCUGGAGAACAGGCUGGAGCACUAUCCUCGGUUCUGUACAACGCCUGCAUGUGUUCUGGUGUCCAGAGGAACUGCAUGGUUGUGUUUUUAGUAUGUGGUAUUGUACAUUUUUAAAACAUUUAAAAAAUAAAAAGGGAUACAACCGAA
Molecule: messenger RNA, 2774 nt
Organism: Oncorhynchus keta (chum salmon)
Lineage: Eukaryota; Metazoa; Chordata; Actinopteri; Salmoniformes; Salmonidae
Product: protein DBF4 homolog A-like
Exons: 13
Coding region: 263-2272 (669 amino acids)
Biological process (GO): regulation of cell cycle phase transition; positive regulation of nuclear cell cycle DNA replication
Cellular component (GO): Dbf4-dependent protein kinase complex; nucleus
Molecular function (GO): protein serine/threonine kinase activator activity; zinc ion binding; nucleic acid binding
Source: RefSeq, a predicted model, not a curated record